This is a messenger RNA of Acaulospora colombiana, 683 nucleotides long. The record is from the annotation of a GenBank genome assembly. NCBI's taxonomy places the organism in Eukaryota, Fungi, Glomeromycota, Glomeromycetes, Diversisporales, Acaulosporaceae.
AUGGAUGCCGACGUGUCGUCUUCGUCUCUUUCAUCUCCUUCGCAAUCGGAACUUUCUGAAGACUAUCAAAGUUUUAUGGAAACCAUCAAACCGCCCUAUCCGCCUCGUCUUAAGCCACAAGACCUUUUGCCCAAACCUCAUGACGGAAAAAUACGUAAAAUUCCAAACGCAUUUAUAACUUACCGGAAAGAAUUUUGCUCAAACUUGAAGACAAAGAACAUCUGUCUUACGAUGUCUGACGCUUCUUUUUGGGCAAGCAAAUUAUGGUACAAAGAAAGUACGAAAGUUAGGAUGACCUACCAAAAUCUGACUAUGCAAGCCAAAGUAAUUAACGAGAAAAUGGCGAAAACUCCAAGGAGAACCAAGGUCAAGGACAGUAAUACCGAUAUUGUGAUGCGGGGCGAACCAACAAUGUUCCGAAAGGAAGAUCUUGUCUUGACUGACAUACCCACGUACAAGCAGGGAGCAAUGCAAUAUGCAGGAGGCGAAGACUUUGGUAGAUAUAAAUUGGUAUAUCCAAGUUUUCCAACUGCGGAGCAAUCAUCAACGGCUCCUCAACUUUAUCAAAAUUCUAUGAAUCCCUCGUAUGUUCCAUCAACUUCGCACGUCGAUUACUGUGAUUCGCCUUCGUACCCUUCACUUUUGUAUUAUCCGCUAUACUUUCCCUAUGACGCUCAACAGUU